This is a messenger RNA of Orbicella faveolata, 2857 nucleotides long. RefSeq names its product sphingomyelin phosphodiesterase 4-like. NCBI's taxonomy places the organism in Eukaryota, Metazoa, Cnidaria, Anthozoa, Scleractinia, Merulinidae. Gene Ontology annotation, molecular function: sphingomyelin phosphodiesterase D activity. Gene Ontology annotation, biological process: glycerophospholipid catabolic process; ceramide biosynthetic process; sphingomyelin catabolic process. The record is from RefSeq and is a predicted model, not a curated record.
CUAUUUCAGAUCUUUACUAUCUGGUUCCUUCUUCGCAACUGCUUCCAGUUGGAGCACUACUCAGACUGCUCAGUAUUUUCCUGUAUACCGUAUAUCAUGAAUGUCGACUUAUUUACGAGUAAAUCUAGAGAGGCUUUGCAGAAGCCGUUGUAUCAGAGAUGUGAAGAGAUUGAAAAGUUGAUAGAAGGCUCUUCCACGCAGAAUCUGCAUGGAUUCUUUCCGCAGCUCCUCAAUAACAUUUUUGGCUAUUCUGGCUCAACAGAUUGGGGUCUUAAAACCCUAUCACGAGACAGUAGAGAGUUUGACUUAGUACGUCGGUUUCUAUCUCCGUGUGGCACAGUUUUCAAAUUGAUUGACAUGCUGCAAGCUGAUGAUUUACACCGAUAUGAAUUCUUUAUUAGUUGCCUUCCAUUCCCAACACAGAACUCAUUAUCAGAAGGCAUGAUUCCAGUGUUUUAUCAUGAUAAAAUACCAGCCAGAACCCCUGGUGAGGCCAGAAAUGCAGUGUUACUUAAUGCCUUUGAGUACUACAUGUUUCAUUUUGCAUACUAUAUUGUACAUCAGGAAACCAACAGGGAAUCAAGCCUGACUGCACCUCAGGACUUUCUCUACUUGUUUGUGGUGGAGGACUACCUUAACUUCUUUUUGCCAUCUGAUGGAUCACCUAUCCUGCCAAGUAACUUGAAGGCUAAGCCUUCCACUGGAUCAAUACGGAAACUUUCUUCCUGGCAUGAGGUCAGUUCCUAUACAAGGACUCAGUAUUUUCAAAAUCAGUUUAAAGGUCUGAUUAAACCUUCGUCAGGAAGAGUUAGUCCACCCACCACACAUCAUGGAGUGCUUGAUCACACCUCGCAGGAAAUAUGGAGAUCUGAGAUAUUUGUUCAAGUUUUAAUAGAAUUUUGGCUAAAUCAGAACACAGUGGGAUCUUUUUCAAGCAAUGUCCUUUCUCAUGGACAGGAGUAUUUCAUGCCAUCUUUAGACCAUGUGCGUGUGGUCAGGUUGUUAGUCAAGCAUAUUCAUUCCUUUGUGUACAUCAAGACACCUGACCUGGAUCAGCUUCCUAUUCUACAUUCAUCUGAUGAACUCAGAAGGGAAAUCAUACCUCAGUUUCUCCAAAAGAAGCUGUAUUAUUUUCUGCAACAUUGCUUUUCCCACUGGCCUCUGGAUUCUUCCUUUAGAUAUGUGUUGGAAACCUGGCUAAGUUAUAUUCAGCCAUGGAGAUAUUCAAAGCACCAUCAUGAUGGCUCUACAGCUAGUGGGAGUGAGGAGUCCAGACAAACUGCCAGCCCACAAUGGAAAUCUUUUAUUUUUGACAACCUCCUGUUCUACUCAGCCUUGUUGUUUGAGUUUGUGUCCCGUGCCUGUCGCUUCAAUCUUAGCUCAGUUAAAGAUGCUCAUCUACUCUUUAGAGUCAUUAAGGUAUUUGCUCAGUCACAUUUGGUGGACAUGAUUGAAGAAGGAGAAAAUGCAUUUUUAGCUCCGUCUGGAAAUCGCUGGAGUGCCACCCAAACUAGCUUAACUGCAUCAAGCUCAGCCAUCAAGGCACAUAUUACAGAGCUGGAAGGACCUUCAUACUCAUUCAAAUCAGUGUUCCAACAGCCAGGAGCCACAAAGAUGGUUGAACUUCACUCCAGAGUGUUAUCUGCCCUUAAUGAGGCAAAUAGUAAUAGCCAAGCAGCUCAGGAACCUGAAGAGAACACUGGGGGCAUUGUUGGUUUGCUUACAAACAUCUUCAACAGUGGUAGUACGCAAGAGAAUGAAUUUGAUAGAAAAUCUGAAGAGGGGAAACUUGUGUCUAACUUAAAGCAGACUUCUGAGUUACUGACACGCAUCGUAAGGACUGUAGAUUCCAUUGAUGCUAGCAUAUUGAACAAUUCCAUACAAUGGGAGACCACUUCAGCAGUAUCUGGAAGAAGACACCCUACUUUACCAGGUUCCCAAACUUCCCUGCCAGACCAUGUUGAGACUGAGAGAGGACUGGUGCCAACUCCUCUGGGGCGAUAUCAAAUGAUGAAUGGUCUUCGCAAGUUUGAAGUGAAAUAUAGUGGUGAUCCAGAACUACAACCCAUUUGCAGCUUUGAAAAUCCAGCAUUAGUACGACUGUUCUUCAAGCUCUCCACUCAUCUUAAUGAAAAGUUUGGCAAAAGACUGGAUAACAUGUACACAAAUUCAAGACUCUUCAGAAGUGUUGCCUGCCUGAUGUCACCAGGUUUAAAGUCUGCCUCUUCCCCCACCCCUGUAAGACAGUCUUCAACAACCCCAGUCCAGUCCUCCCAGCACCUGCAGAUUAGUCUUCGGUUUUUAGCUUCUUACAGAACCUUGAUAUACUUGUUUAUAUUUUGGCUCUUUUGCCAAGUGAUAUCCAUGAACUCUGUCCUACUUAUUUUGCUGUGGAUUUUGGUGCUGGGCACAAUGGUGGUGUUGCACUUGACUCCUCAUCAUGAGAAAAGCUUAAUUAACAGUAGAUAAUAAAUGUAAAUACCAGUGGUGGAUCUGGGGGAGAUGAUGCAGGGGGGGAUGCUCAUCACCCUCCAUCUCCCCCUCCCCCUCCCCCUCUUCUUACAUUUAAACCAAGAAAAAUCAUAUACACCACAAACCCAUCAGCAUCAACCCUUUCAGCACAUCUGGAUGUACCCCUGCACUCAGAACACAUUGGGAAAGAUGCAUUGACAGCUCUGGAGUGAUGUUCAGGAAGCCUGUAGUUUUUGUUAUCGUCAUGAUUUCUUGAACUUUGUACUUUGAAUGGUUAGUAUUUAUUCUACUGUUGUAAAGAACCCUUUGAAUACCUGUGCGAACACUCUUUAAACUAUUUGUAAAUACUAAAAUAGAGUAAAUAUAUAGACUGGCAAAAGCUCAA